Limanda limanda (common dab) is the source of this 1907-nucleotide messenger RNA. It is a transcript of the gene gch1, whose product is annotated as GTP cyclohydrolase 1. The transcript has 6 exons. The record is from RefSeq and is a predicted model, not a curated record. Gene Ontology annotation, biological process: tetrahydrofolate biosynthetic process; tetrahydrobiopterin biosynthetic process. Gene Ontology annotation, molecular function: zinc ion binding; GTP binding; GTP cyclohydrolase I activity. The coding region runs from base 61 to 801 and encodes 246 amino acids. Lineage: Eukaryota; Metazoa; Chordata; Actinopteri; Pleuronectiformes; Pleuronectidae. Gene Ontology annotation, cellular component: cytoplasm.
AGCUGCGGGAGAAAGUUCACCUGGACCCGGAUCGAGCCCAGGACCAGGACCAGGACCAGGAUGGAGACCUCCCAGCAGACCCAGCACGGCCCCGGUGAGCAGGAGGAGGGUGGGGGGGCCGGCGGCUCGGGGCUGAACGGGCACAUGGACGCGCUGGAGAAGCGGCGACCCCCCGCGGUGCAGGCUCCUCCGGGGGCCGGCGGCUGGAGAGAGGAUCGCACCCGGAGCCUGGAGGACAACGAGACGUGUCUCCCGGCCCUGGCCGCCGCCUACACCACCAUCCUCCGGGGUCUGGGCGAGGACCCCCAGCGCCAGGGGCUGCUGAAGACCCCCUGGAGGGCCGCCACCGCCAUGCAGUUCUUCACCAAAGGCUACCAGGAGAAAAUUAUAGACGUGAUGAACGACGCCAUCUUCGACGAGGACCACGACGAGAUGGUGAUCGUCAAAGACAUCGACAUGUUCUCCAUGUGUGAGCACCACCUGGUGCCCAUCUUCGGCAGGGUUCACAUCGGUUACCUCCCCAACAAGAGAGUCCUCGGCCUCAGCAAGCUGGCCAGGAUUGUUGAAAUCUACAGUCGGCGACUACAAGUUCAGGAGAGGUUGACCAAACAGAUCGCCGUGGCGAUCACCGAGGCCCUGCAGCCAACCGGGGUCGGCGUCGUGAUCGAGGCAACUCACAUGUGCAUGGUGAUGCGUGGCGUUCAGAAGAUGAACAGUAAAACCGUCACCAGCACCAUGUUGGGAGUUUUCAGAGAAGAUCCAAAAACCAGAGACGAGUUUCUGACGCUGAUCCGGAGCUGAGGAGGAUGAAGCUCCUCCUCCUCUUCCUCCUCCUGUUGCCUGGGUUACCUCCACCUGCACGGACCAGCCAUCCUGCUAAAUGUGUGUCUGUGUGUGUGUGUGUUUGUAUGUGUGUGUGUGUCUGUGUGUGUGUGUGUGUGUCCACUGGUUUUACACGGUCAGAUCUGGUCAAACGUUACUGGACAGAGUUUGUCAGAGGUUGAGGACUUGUUGUUUACUUUCAGGCCACAGGACUUUAGCCCUUUUGUCCACGUGUGUGUGCGUGUGUGUGUCUGUGUGCGUCAAUCAGUUAUCAACCUUGUAACAAACCAAGAAAAAAAAUCCACCAUGAAACGUCACAUCAGGGACGUGGGUCAGUUUGUAUAAAAAUAAAAUCGCCUCUGAGAUUAUUUUCAUUUACAGCAAAUUGCAGCAUUUAACCACACAUUAAAAUUAGGUUUUCUUUCUUCAAAUGCACAUGAACUUAAAAAAACGUUAGAUAUUAAUCACUGGUUUUAUUCACCUCAAAAAUCAACAAAAUGUUUCAUCAACUCAGAAAAUGAAAGAUUUUUUUUUAAUGAUUUGUUUUGUUUCAAAUUUCCAACGCGUCUCCACUUCCUCCAGAAAUGAAGCCAAAACAUCUUUUUGCAGCGAUGACGUCACUUGCAGUUGUGUUUGUGUUAUGAUGAUGAUACAUUUUAAUGUUAUCAUCUCCGUCCUAUAUGAAGAUCUUUGUGCCAACUCGCCUCUCGAUUCAAACCAAAAACCGACUUCACCGUGACGCUGCCGACUCAAAACCUCCAGAUUCCACAAGAGGAAAAAGAAAAGUGUAAAAUUAAACGUUUGUGUGUGUUUUCUUCUUUACAGUUGUCGUCCCAGCAGAGGACACUGUGGAGGUGUGUGUGUCUUUGUGCUUUUUUUUAUCUCUAUAAUGUCCUCAUACAGAUUUUGGAAGGUUUAAACUGGAGUUGUGUGUGUGUGUCUGAGGGAAGAUGUUGUCGUGUCCGUGGCCUUGUUGAGAAGGUCGGCCUGUUUCUUUGGCCCCUUCACCAUCAUUGUCACUUUAUGUACUGUGUUGAUUUCAAAGACUUUUUAAUCAAAGAAAAUAAAUUUACUGUAUGUGACAA